CAGCUGCGGCUGGAAACGCCACAUCGCUGAUUCCGUGCAAAGGCCACCAUCACAUUUCCAAAAGAAAUAUGAAAUUUCUCUCCAGGAGAUGAAUGCCGCAACGACACUUUUCAAAGAUGUCAGGUAACCAUUAUGGUACUGAGUAUCCGAAUUUACAGACCUUCGGGAGGCAAUGAGCCUGCCUUCAUCGUUGACCCUGCAAGUGUAGACAGCGUCACUCGUGAUGAGGUUCCGAUGCACGGUUCAGGGGCUGGAGACCACUUCGAAGAUGACUCGACGUAUGAUGAUGGACUUGGACUGAAUGGACGUAUGGAUGCACCCAAACCAAGAAAAAUGUCUCCUCGAGAAGAAAGGAUGAAAUGGUGGAGGAUAUAUGCAAUGCAUUUUCUGUUCAGCUGGAACUCGAGGACGUUUGAAUACGUCUCGAUCUUUCUUGUUGCUCUUGCAUUUCCUAAGGGCUUGUUUGCAACUUCCAUAAAGUGAGUUGGUCUUCAAUUAUGGACCUCAUGUACUUACAUGACAGGGGGAU
This is a messenger RNA of Mollisia scopiformis, 529 nucleotides long. RefSeq lists its product as uncharacterized. NCBI's taxonomy places the organism in Eukaryota, Fungi, Ascomycota, Leotiomycetes, Helotiales, Mollisiaceae. The annotation marks the transcript as partial. The transcript has 2 exons. The record is from RefSeq and is a predicted model, not a curated record.